UCAGCGGAUCCUGAUCGACGGGAAACAGAAGAAAUCUGAACAUGUUAUGAAAUCCAGAUAUAUUUGUGAAGUGAUGAGUGGACAGUUUGAUGGGACGACGGAUGACAGAAGACGGACUGUUUGCGCAGAGACUCAGACGAGGUGAGACAGUUGGACCUGAGCUGAGACUGUGGACUGUGAGACUCAGUGUCCUCAUCCUAAGGGACAGCAGAGAGACUCGUCACCAAGAUGUCAUACUGUGAGAAAGAGGACGACAACACCGCACUCUGGAUCAAAGACUCUCCUUCUGUCUUCCUCUCAGGAGUGUCCAGGUUCAGACGCUGGUUGUUUCCUGCUCUGACGGCGACCGUCAUCGUGAUUUUAAUCAUCGCACUGGGAGCCAGCAAUGUGAAGACGUCGAAUCGUCUGUGGUCUGUGGAGCAGAGUGUUUCCAACCUGAGUGAAGUCAUCCAAUCACUGAACGCGUCCCUGCAGCACGCUGAAGAAACUGCCAAACGAGUUCAGCGGCUGCAGUUUGCUGUGGAGAACAACAAGGACCAGCUGACCUCAGUGUCGGAGGCCCUGAAGCAGCUGUCAGUCGUGGAUUCUCUCCAAAGGAGCGUCGCUUCCCUCAAAUGUUCCCUCGAACGCAUCAUCAACAACAGCUCGGUCAGUGAAGGCUGCUGUCCGUUGGGUUGGGAUCAGUUCCACUUCAGCUGUUACUUCUUCAGCGGUUCGUCCCUGUCCUGGAACGAGUCCAGAGUCUGGUGUGAGACACACGGAGGUCACCUGGUCAUCCUCCACAGCGACGAGGCGUGGGACUUUGUGACGAGUCGCACGAUGCCUGUGUUAUUCUGGGUCGGUCUGUCCGACUGGAGGACCGGGCGGUGGGAGUGGAUCAACCAGACGCCGUACACGAUGGAGCGCAGGCGCUGGGUUCCCGGGCAGCCCGACAGCUGGAGCGGUCACGGUCUUGGUCACGGCGAUGAAGACUGCGCUCACCUGCACUCGAAUGGACGCCUGAAUGACCUGCACUGCUCCACCAGGCUGCGCUACGUCUGCCAGAGACACAGCAUGAGGGCCUGAACCGUCCCGCCGCAGCCGUGACCCGAACACACCUGAGCCACACCUGAGCCUCCGCUGACAGGAAGUGACGAGCUGUACACCUGAUGCAAUGAAACAUGAUGGGUCCAUCCCUGAGAAAAGAUAAAAAUAAAUGUUUGCCGUGCAAGAAAUGA
This is a messenger RNA of Scatophagus argus, 1217 nucleotides long. RefSeq names its product C-type lectin domain family 10 member A-like. Lineage: Eukaryota; Metazoa; Chordata; Actinopteri; Scatophagidae. The coding region runs from base 229 to 1065 and encodes 278 amino acids. The record is from RefSeq and is a predicted model, not a curated record. The transcript has 8 exons.